AUGGGUCGCAGCCAGCCCAUUUCCAUUAAGCCAACCAAAAAAGAAAUUCAAAACGGACGUUUGGGCCCUCGAAACCUAGAACUGGCAAUCCGAAGCCUUUACCAAGAUGGUCUAGUCGUGGUCAACGACGUGAUCCCCCACGACAUGCUCCACCGACUCAACGAGAAAAUGGUGAAGGAUGCCCAUGAGCUCUACGGGCGUAAGGAAGAUAGCCCAUUCAACUACAACCCAAACAACCUCCAGCAAGAUGCCCCUCCGAUGCGCGAGUUUUUCGAACCCCAGAUCUUCAUGAAUCCCAUCGCCACUCAAAUCACGUCAACUGCACUAGGCCCGCGCCCUAAAUGGACGUUCUGCUCCGGCAACACAGCGAUGCCGCCAACACGAGAGAACCUAGCCGUGUCCCAGCCCGUGCACUCUGACGCAGACUUUGCACACCCAGAUCAUCCAUUCGCUCAUGUAAUCAACGUUCCAUUGAUUACAAUGACACCAGAGAAUGGCUCAACCGAAGUUUGGCUGGGAACACACCAGGAAAGCGGCCUACACAUUCAAGAAGGCAAACACGGUGAACGAGCAAGCGGUCGGAUCAAACUGGACGAGCUGGAAGACCGCCGCAGUGUUCGUCCUCCGUGUCAACCCACCAUCCCGAAGGGAUCUAUCAUCAUUCGUGACUUGAGACUCUGGCAUGCUGGUAUAGGGAACCAGACCGAUACGAUUCGUGUAAUGUUGGCUAUGAGUAAGUUGCCAAGCUGCAUGUUCGAACGCAAGCUAACGAACAUGUUUGAAGUUCAUUUCGCGCCGUGGUAUCGUAAUCCGAUGAAGCUGCAGUUGGCAGAUGAUUUGAAGGAAAUCGUGGAGAGUGAGAUGUCUCUCGAGAUCCCCGUGGAUUGGGCUUCGAAGGAUGCCGUUGCUGAGCAGUACUUGAAUCGGGCGUUUGGGAAUGCGUAUAACUUUAGUCAAGUGAAGUAA
Messenger RNA from Penicillium atrosanguineum, 966 nucleotides. RefSeq lists its product as uncharacterized. The transcript is spliced from 2 exons. Bases 1 to 966 code for a protein of 321 amino acids. The record is from RefSeq and is a predicted model, not a curated record. Lineage: Eukaryota; Fungi; Ascomycota; Eurotiomycetes; Eurotiales; Aspergillaceae.